CUCCAUCCUUCACCAGCGCAUACAUCCACCUUUCUCAACAUUUAUACUCACUUCUAUCUCUCUACCUCACCAUAUCACGCUCUCUCAGUGCUACUCACGCUCAUUAUCAUUCAUCUCUUACUCUCAAUUCUCUCAUGGCGCUAGCACCCCGUCAAAGCUGUCCAGGCCUUUCAUGUCCCCAGACUCCACCAGCCUGUCCAGCUUGCGAUGCAGGUCAAGAAUGCCAAAUCAUCGGUACAUCAUGUACCCGAUGCGCAUACACCAUCUGUGUCCCCGUAUCCUCGGCACCAUCGGCAACCGACGGAGGUGGGGGUAUCAGCACAGGCGCCCUGGUGGGCGCCAUCGUCACCGCCGUCGUAGUCCUCAUCCUCGCUGGUCUUGGAGUUGUCUAUUUCCGGCGCCGUGCAGCCGCAAAACGUGCCCGAGACGUACGCAAGUCAACAUCGACAGGCGAAAAAUCAACGCAGUCGGGGAGAACAGCCAAAGACGGCUCACCUGUCGUUGCUACUCCUGACGCGCGCAACCCAUUCAGCGACUUGCACACCGCCGAGUCCGGUGUGUCCUAUAUGGCCCCUCAGGGCCUUCCAGGCACGGGGGACGAAGCAAUGCCCGACCAUCCAUAUGCCCGAGGAGGACGCCCUGUGUCCGCCGCCCCAGCCAGGCCCUCACGCUCCCCCGAUCUCACCCUCAAGGCACCAGAGCCCUCGUAUGCCAGGCCGGACAAAAAAGACAAGAGACAAUCGACCCAAACAACUGGAUCAUCGGUCAUGUCCGACUCUGAGUCUACAGUCACCGUUGAACUGUACGAUGCUCGCACUCAGUCCGCAACGAGACACAUUUUUGGCGCUCCCGCAAAGGCCCUUGUCGUCCCGAUCAAUGCUUCAUCGCCCAGUCUACCUUUACAGAGGUCACCCUUAGGACAAGCAUCUUAUUCAGCAGAUCAGUAUGAGCCCGGCACUCCGACGACCCACCUGGAUCCAUUUGCCGACGGGGAUAAUCGACCUGUUUCGAGAAACAGCAUGAAUACAGUGGCCACAUACGACCCGGACAAUGUUCAGAUCAUGAACGCCACUCUUGCGACACGCCAGUCUGGAAGUUCAAGCAGUACAGGACACGUCGUGGUAAAGGGUCCCAUUGCGGCGAGAGCCAACCUCUUGCCCAUUCGCGUUCCUCCACAGUCCAUGCCAUCCCUGGUUGCGUAUCAGACUGCGAUUGGCCAAGCCGCCGCCCGUGCACCGCCCAGCCCGCACGACUCUCUGGGACAUGCUCGCCAUAUGUCGACAGCUACUAUGGCGACGACUGCGUCUGGUUUCUCUACCUCGUCAUCACUGUUGUCCAGUUUCCCAUUCGUGCCACCAAGUCCCUUAGGACUCCCCCGCCAACGCUCCCCUGAAAGCAUGACAUUUUCUGUGCGUGAGGGCGAGGAAGGUAUGCAGGCGAUACAGGUUGAGAAGCCCACGCCUCCGCCACCCCAAUCCCGGCCGACAAGUGUCUGGUCCUCUGUUUCCGGUGCAUCCAGCGCACCUGCUCACCCACCGCUUCCCGGCAGCGUUCCCCCUGUUCCCGCCAUUCCGGCAGGACUGCCGCGACGAGCGUUGUCAACUACAACAUCACGCGCAUCAACAAUGACCACAGGUUCUAUUCUUUCGGCAUUCCCCUUCCACAUUCCCGCAUCGGCACACACAAGCGCAGUGCCACUGUCAGCUUUGCCUUCCUCAGUUGCACUUCCAGAUCAUCAUGGGAUGCGUGACAGCAUGCGUGAUAGCAUGACUGGCACAGAUAAGACGGGCCUGCGUUCAAGGCGGGCCAGUCUCGAUUCUGUUAUGCUUAGCAAGCAAGUCGGCGAAUUAGGCGGACUGGAUGAUUGAAGGUAUUUUCAUUAUUUUCUUCUUCGGGUUAGUUUGUGAUAUAUUUCAUCGUGGUCGUUCGAAGCAAGGCCGGUCCCUUGAUAUAUCCGCCUUUUAUUCGCUGUGGAUCUCUUUUUUAGCGCAUUCGUCUUGCCAGACUAUUCUGUCAUUUGUGACUCUACCAUUCGCUUCAAGUUUUUUUCCCUUUACAUUUAGGCUGUUCGAGUGUCAAGGAGCAUAGAGUGGGCUGCAGCUAAGUAUAUAUAUUUCAUUGUAUCGCUACUGCAAAUGAGAAUACUAGCGAUAACAGCUGACAGGAU
Molecule: messenger RNA, 2167 nt
Organism: Dacryopinax primogenitus
Lineage: Eukaryota; Fungi; Basidiomycota; Dacrymycetes; Dacrymycetales; Dacrymycetaceae
Exons: 1
Coding region: 135-1868 (577 amino acids)
Source: RefSeq, a predicted model, not a curated record